Molecule: messenger RNA, 311 nt
Organism: Dentiscutata erythropus
Lineage: Eukaryota; Fungi; Glomeromycota; Glomeromycetes; Diversisporales; Gigasporaceae
Source: the annotation of a GenBank genome assembly
UCCUCUUCCUUGUGCAAAAAGAACUUACAUCAUUUAUCUUUCUGGUUCUUGACGGUGAACUUGGGGAGAUGUUUGAUGAACCCGAUGUAUCAAUUGCCAUAUCUAGAGAAUGGUUAUACUAUUCAUUAAUUUCAACAGUACAUAUUAUUGCGUGCGAGGAAUUGGAUAAAAAUCUUCAUUAUAAUGCAGAGUAUGAUUUUUUGGAUUCAUCAUUAGAUUAUACCGUGUCUUUGGAAGAAUCUGGUCGACCAGUUCCAAAAUAUGUAAACACCAUGUUAUAUUUUCAUUUAUAUAACAAUUCUGGAGCUUGA